CACGAGGACAGCAUCCCGCAAGCCUCCCUUUUCUCAGGCACCUUCUCAGAGUCUUUUAAGACGGGGCGAUCUCGUAGGCCCACAAAAGAGAUUGAUAAUAUCUUGGAAAAUCAACUUCUCCUCUUUUUAUGAAGGGGGCAGACAUUUUGUUCCCUGAGUCAAGCAUCAGUUAGGAUAUUGAUCGGACAAAACUGGAACCUUGAGUUGUUCGACAUGGAUUGUGCCAACUCCGCCGCUGACAUUCGUCCAAAAGUCCGCCGCUCAAAAAACGGAUGCUAUACUUGUCGCAUCAAGAAAGUCAAAUGUGACGAAGUACGGCCACGGUGUGAGCGAUGCGUUCGUCUAAGACGGCUCUGUGACUACGAGCCCAAGAUGAAGCACAAUGACGUGUUGGCCAUGUCUCGAGGAUACAGGCUGGCACUUGAGAACUCCAAGACAUUGCCGACUUGGGCACAACGCGCAGCGCUAACUAGAGCUCUUGCUCUUCCAACACGGCUUCCAGAGUUUCCCAGUAGCGCGUGCUCGCUGGAUCUCACUUCGGCUGAUCAUGAGGCGAUACGCUAUUUCCGUACAACGUUUGCUAGGAUUCAACACACCAAGAAUCCUGAUUACUCGCUCUUCUCCAUAAUAUUCGCAAUUGCUGAAGAUGAGCCGAUGGUUAUGCAUGCUUUGUUGGCUCUCGGAGGCAAUGAAAUUGAAUUUCGGCGAAACAGUAACUCAGACGGAGCAAUUAGCCACAGUGCCAGGGAAGAACGAGAUCGUAGCAGCAAAUGGACUCCUGUCCAACAUUAUUCAGCUGCUUUGGGCCUUUUAGCCGAUGUAAUAGGGGCUGCAGACGACGGUCGGCAGUUAGAACUGGACCCCAUCUUUGCUGUGUUAUACCUGAUGCUUGUUUACGAGCAGAAGUAUGGUGAUGGGUCUUGCUCAGGGUUAUCAAAUCACCUUGCUGGAGCUGCUAUAAUUGUGAAAUACCGGUGCCAGAACCUCUCAGAUCAAAUAUCCAAGCGUGGGUGGCAGGGAACUCCGGUAUUGACCAGAACAAAGCGGCUGCGAAGUCACCCAGAUGAACCGGGUUUAUCCCUUUUUGUGAUCCGGCUGCUUGUUUGGAUUGCUCUCUGCGAUUCGACAGCCGCAACUUUUGGGAUUGGUGGCCAGUUCAACAGUGAGAUAAAGGAUAUUGUGGGGCCCGAUGACACUUCAUCUAUUCCUGGAUUCGAUGCUCUACAUAGAUACUCGAAUUCUUUAUACCGCUCAAUGUGGGGUGAUUCAUACCCGCAGGUAGAACUGCUGGAUGAUGUGGAGAAUCGAGACAUCUUUGCGUUUCUCUGCGCAUGCAUGCAGCUUCGCGCCAUGAUAGCUGGUCUAGCUGGGCUUGACGUGAAUGAGCUUAGGCAACGCGUACCAGUAAUUGAAGCCGCCUUUGAACAGAUUGACAAGCGUUAUGGGGAGCUACUUGAGGUAGCAUCAAACAUUUCUCUGUCUACAGACAACUCGCAUCGUCUCGUCGCCAACAUUCGCGCCUUCAUUCCCUUAUAUCAUGCUUCCAAGCUUGAACUCAUGCGUCUAAUUCGAGGAAAAGGCAUAGCCAUCAGAACAGAAAUAGUUCCAAAAGCACAUAUUAGCGCCAUUAUUGAUUUGGCCAUUCAAGCUGACAAGCAUCAAGGUAUUGAAGCGACCAUUAGAGUUGCUUGGCCGCUCUUUGUGGUUGCUCUUGAGACGAAUGACGAAGUUCAUCGGCGUUGGAUCCUCGGUCGAUUUCAGAUGAUGAGCCGCUACAGUAAGAAUUUAGAUCGCGCACACCAAUUUCUAAAAGAGAUUUUGCCGGUGGGGAGCGUUUCUGGUCAAAGAAUAGGUGUUGGUGAGAAUACUCGUCUCGUGAAUGGUGAAGUAUUCGUUAUAUAGGUGUGUGGGUUUGUUGAGUUUGGCUGCUGUAUCUUACGAGAAACAAGCAAGUCUGAGGAUGAGAUUUAGGCAUGGCCCCUAGGAGAAUGGAGUAUACUUGGACGAGCAUACGAUAUUUUUUUAACGAGUUUUAUCAUGAUUGGAAGAAACAUGUAUAGAUAGUAUGACAGUUUAGCCAUGAUUGCUCUUAGCGGAUAGUUUUGUAUUUUAUUCCAACUGCAA
Messenger RNA from Trichoderma asperellum CBS 433.97, 2124 nucleotides. RefSeq lists its product as uncharacterized. Gene Ontology annotation, biological process: positive regulation of transcription by RNA polymerase II. Gene Ontology annotation, cellular component: nucleus. The record is from RefSeq and is a predicted model, not a curated record. NCBI's taxonomy places the organism in Eukaryota, Fungi, Ascomycota, Sordariomycetes, Hypocreales, Hypocreaceae. Gene Ontology annotation, molecular function: transcription cis-regulatory region binding; DNA-binding transcription factor activity, RNA polymerase II-specific; zinc ion binding.